AUGUCGGGCAGGCGUAAAGCUUCAAAGAGCCCGCAGGCCAACAACGGCUGUGGUGACGCUGCAUGCGGCGCGAACAGUGCAAGUAGUGAAGUCCCUGGGGGAGACAAAUGCGGCUCUCUCAUGGAAGACCGCGCCCUCCUCACGAACCUGCUGGAGGCUGCAGCCAGCGGCAACAAAGACUCACUUCUCGCGGCUAUCAACAAAGUUGCACAGAAAUACGGCACGCGUAAUGCAUCAGGAACGGAAACCCCGGCCUCAGCGACCCCAGAAGAGGGAGAAUCAGCAGCAGCAGGAGCAAAAGGGCCAGCAGCAACUGCUCCGCAAGCAGCAGAAGGAACAGAGUGUGGAAAGUUUGGCCUGAUCCCGGAUUUGCUGUUAGGAUUCCGCGACGGAGAAGGACGCACAGUAGCUCACUUUGCAGCUUUAGGUGGUUCUGCUGAGGUGUUGGAGCUGGUGUUACGUGUGUGUCCUUCGGCGCCCACGGCCCGUGACAGCUACGGGAAAACCCCUCUCUUUACUGCUGCUUCGCUAGGCAACACGGAGAUGCUGAAGCUGCUGCUGGACAGCGGUGGAGACGCUGCAGCGCGAAGCAAAGGUGGCAGCACCGCUGUGCACGAGGCCAUCUACUGGACAGCGGUGGAGACGCUGCAGCGCGAAGCAAAGCCCAAUACGACUUCUUCUAUGGGAACUCCUCUGCAGAUAGCGGCGGUGACGCAGCAGCAGGAGAUCCUCAAGCUGCUUCUGUCUCACGGCGCAGACCCCAACAAUUGCCCGGGAUCUGAUCCUGGCACCGAUCCCACUGUCGAUACGGGGCGUGAUUCCAAUGCCUCCGUUUCCUACUCCAGCCCCUUCCCCCCUGCAUUAAUUCUCGCAGCCUCGAAGAACGAUUGCUCCUGCCUUCAACUGCUGCUUGAGCACGGGGCCGAUUACAACGCGACGGAUUCCGAAGGUUUCACAGCUCUUCACUGUGCAGCAGAAACAAACUGCGUGAAAUGUGCAGAACAGCUCCUCAAAGCGGGCGCUGAUUGGGGAAUCGCUGCUGCCGUACGUGGACGGAUCGACUCCCCUCGACUUGGCGAAGCGCCUGCAGUGGCUCAGCUGCUCGAGCCCCUAGGCCUCAGUCCCCAGCAGAAGAGGCCCCCGCCUCAAAGGCCUUCAUCCAACCAGCGGCCAGCAGCAGCAGAGGCUGAGCGGACAGGGCCAACCGGCUCGACUGAUGGCCCAGCUGAGGGGGCUAAGCAGGCGCCUCCUGUCCUUAUAACCUUGGAUCCUACGGCUCCCGCUCCGCCCGAGGCGGUGGCAAGGGUCGAGAAGUUGAAGGAGGCCGGAAACGCCGCGUUCCGUAAGGGGGACUUUGCCGCUGCCAAAGUUAAAUACUCUGAGGCGAUUGAGGAGUGCCCUAAGGUGGCGGCUGCGCGGGAGUUGCUGGGGGUACUCUACUCGAACCGAAGCUUCACUCAUGAACAGCUCGAAGAUGCGCAUGGGGCCCUGGAAGAUGCGCAGGCGGCGGCCCAGCUGCGUCCCGAAUGGAGCAAAGCGCAGUAUCGCCUGGCGCGGGCGCGCCGUCUCGAAGGCGCAGAGGAGGAGUACAUCGCCCAGUUGUGGGAGGCGCUCCGCCUAGACCCCGCAAAUACCCAAAUUCAGUAG
Messenger RNA from Eimeria mitis, 1647 nucleotides. RefSeq names its product ankyrin repeat containing protein / TPR domain-containing protein, putative. Gene Ontology annotation, molecular function: protein binding. Lineage: Eukaryota; Apicomplexa; Conoidasida; Eucoccidiorida; Eimeriidae. The record is from RefSeq and is a predicted model, not a curated record.